This is a messenger RNA of Haemonchus placei, 1407 nucleotides long. NCBI's taxonomy places the organism in Eukaryota, Metazoa, Nematoda, Chromadorea, Rhabditida, Trichostrongylidae. The record is from the annotation of a GenBank genome assembly.
AUGGAAGACGUAGAACGGAGUCGAGUUCGACGAGAAAUUUCAUCAUCGUUCAGAAUUAAUGCCCUUGAAGCGAAAAAGGAGGUUUUGGAUAUUUGCGUGGAAGCAAUUCAUAAAUUCGAUAAAGAAAAACGAAAAAAGUGGAUGACGAAGAUUGUAGAGACCAUCAGGAAGCAAUCACUGUCGACAUCGGUUGUCACUCAGGACGUAAUACGUGAAGUCUUUUCGCAAAUAUCUAAUCGUGGAGCACAGCAGAGCACCUCGAUAUUCAAUGUAUUUGAUUCCUUCUCUAUACGUCGAUUUGUAUUUGACGCUAAUUGUCGAAAAAUGAUGCUUGUUGACGAGUCUCCCAAAGUAAUAUCUACGGUGGACAAGGCAACGGAUGCAAUCAGGCACAGAUUCCAGCUUGUGACUCAGCGAAUAGCUCGGUGUAAACAACUGCAAAGCAUCAAGUUCAGUACAAUCGAGUCUCUCCUAGGUAGCGCCAGGGUGCAGAACGAUGUCAUUGUUAUUGGCAUGCUCACGCAGCAGAAAAGUCAUUGCUAUCAUAUAGAAGACUUAACAGGAUCAAUGCAAGUGGAAUUUAGUGAAGAAACUCGUUUCCAACAGGGAAUUUUCACCGAAGGAAGUAUAGGGAUUUUCCAGGGUACGUACGACUCAUCGUUGCUCACUGUUCGAGAAGUCGCAUCGGUACCUCUGGAAUCAGCAGAAGAGACACGUGCUGUUUUCGGUAAUGCGAAUUGGUUCGGCGGUGAUGAUCCCAUUGCCUUCCGUUGUAAUCCUAAGUUGUGUGUAGCCGAACGAAGCAAUCCAAAUGCUCAAAUUGUGUUUUUGUCGGAUGUACACCUGGAUAAUCCCAGAGUUAUGCAAGCAGUAUAUCAUAUGCUGUCAGGGUUUUCUGCUGAUGCUCCUCUGGCUUUCAUUUUUUGUGGAAAUUUCUGUUCACGAUCGCGGCAGCGGGAUACCAUGGAAUUACUUCAUUCAGGUUUUCGAAGAAUGGCAAAUCAAUUGAAUGACUUUGCAUCCUCUUUCACAUCCACCCAUUUUGUGUUUGUUCCCGGCCCGGACGAUCCAUGUUUGAAUAUGAUGUUACCCCGUCCACACCUUCCAAGUGUGCUUUUCAAAUACUUUGAGCAGAUUCCAAACUGUAUCUUCGCAACGAAUCCUGUCCGGAUACAGUAUGCUAGCCAGGAGAUAGUUGUCUUUCGAAAUGACCUCAUUGAAAGGAUGUGCAGGCUCGUGCAUCUAUCACCACUACCGGCACAUGUCUCACCGGUUCUGUGGGAGUUCGAUCAUGUGAUGAGUUUACACCCAUUGCCCGACUUACUUGUUGUUGCCGACAAAUUCCGGUCAUUUGCUGAGCUGCAAGCAGGUUGGUAUUGUUGGGUGUUUAUAGACAAAAACGGGUAA